UAAACUACAACACAGGGAAGUGGUUAUUUAUAGAGAAAUGGAUUUCUGUUUUUGAAUUUUACUUACAUUUGUACAACGAAUGUUCAUAUAGCCUUUGUGGCACAGAACUGGAGACAAGAUGAUUUUCUUUAUAAAGCCAGUCAUAUAUCCCAUACUGUUGAAUUUGAUAGCAAUUGUCGCCUGCACAGUUCCCUACUUUCUAGCAUCAGCCAAAGAGAACAACGGUUUCCCAUUCAUCAGUGACAGUGGACGACAAGGUGUUGCUGCAGCAGUGUUCAGCUUGUUUUUCACACUUUACGCAUUUAUUUUUUUCAUAAUUUUAACACUGAGAUUUGAGCAGAUUAAGGCAGUAUACAGCAACAGGAGUCAUAAAUGUUUACAUGCUGUUAACACAGUCACAUACUGUAUCGGAUUGCUAGCUUGUGCAGGUGUUUGGUUGCUAACAAACUUUAGAGAGAAAUCUGAACCAGAAGAACUCAUGAAAGUACAUAAUGCAGGUUCGGUCAUAGGAUUUGCGUUGGGAACCAUAUACUUUUUGCUACAGACAAUAUUCUCAUUUUUCUGGAAAGAGGUUCCCGGCAGAACACUUGUUGUCAACAUUUGCAGAGGAAUAUUUUCGAGUCUGCAUUUUGCAUUUUUAGCCGCAUUCAUGGUCCUAUUGCAGAACUUCAUGAACACAUAUGCAAGUAUUCCACUUUUUUUAUGCCCCAUUUAUAAACAUUAUGUUUUCUGA
Messenger RNA from Mytilus trossulus (common blue mussel), 733 nucleotides. Its product is annotated as modulator of macroautophagy TMEM150B-like. The record is from RefSeq and is a predicted model, not a curated record. The transcript is spliced from 7 exons. NCBI's taxonomy places the organism in Eukaryota, Metazoa, Mollusca, Bivalvia, Mytilida, Mytilidae. Bases 119 to 733 code for a protein of 204 amino acids.